Molecule: messenger RNA, 4445 nt
Organism: Biomphalaria glabrata
Lineage: Eukaryota; Metazoa; Mollusca; Gastropoda; Planorbidae
Product: dnaJ homolog subfamily C member 8-like
Exons: 9
Coding region: 21-824 (267 amino acids)
Cellular component (GO): nucleus
Source: RefSeq, a predicted model, not a curated record
GAAUAGUCGUUUGAAAUAAAAUGGCGACUGACAUGGCUUCCCUAAACAAUAACUGUCAAGGAGGAGAAAGUAGCGGCUCCUCAAUUCCCAUGACAUCUCCACAGACUGGCGAGAAUGUGCAUGUCGAAGCAGUCUUUUCAGAAUUCUAUGAUGAGGUCAAAGCUAUAGAAAAGCGAGAUUCUGUUCUAACUUCCAAGCAACAAAUAGAUCGUUUGACACGACCAGGAGCUACAUAUUUUAAUUUGAAUCCAUAUGAUGUUUUACAGAUUGAUCCAGACACACCUUUAUCUGAAGUGAAAAAGAAAUACAGACAGAUGUCAAUUCUGGUUCAUCCUGAUAAAAAUCCAGAUGAUCUUGAUAGAUCUCAGAAGUCAUUUGAAGCUGUGAAUAAAGCCUACAAAACAUUGGAAAAUGAAGAAGGCCUGAAGCGAUGCAAGGAGAUUGUGGAAGAAGCAAAGACUAGAACAGAUGAAAUGAUUAGACUUAAGAAAAAACAAUUGAAAAAAGAAGGUAAACCUCAAGAAGUACCUGAAGAUGAUCUAGACAAGUACAAACAUGCUAUAUAUGUACAGACCUGUAAAUUAUUUGCUGAUCUUGAAAGACUGAGGCAAGAGAGGGAAACUAAAGACAUGCAUGACAGGAAACGUAAGGCAGAAGAAGAAGCCGCAGAAGAAGAGAAAAAGAAAAUGGAGAAAGAAUGGCAGAAGAAUUUUGAGGAAAGUCGUACUGGAAGAGUUGAUAGUUGGAGGACCUGGAAUAAAAAAGCUAAAAAGACAUCAAAAGGAAACCUAAAACCACCCAAGCUUAAAGCAGAGAAGCGAUAGCGACUCCAUCUUAGUUUCUUUUUUUUCUCUCUUUGGUCUACUACCUACUUGCGUCUACGUUUUAUUGUUUCAUUCACUUCUGAUGACGUGUUCUCAGACCUUGGGUUUGUGGAUUACACACCAGAGUGUUUUGGAUGUGUGUACAUAAGUAUCAAAUCAUUGAAUGUGGAGAAUGUGUUGGAUUGAAUGAAUGUACUUAUGAAUGGAGUUUUUUUUGUUUUUUUUUUUAAUAGACAGUCUUGUUAUUAAACAAUGUAAAUAAUGAAAUCUAUUUUAACAAUUGUGCAGAUACCAUCCUUAAAAAAAAGAAAAUAAAAGAGACAGGACAUAAUGAGAUUAUUACUAACACUGAGGUCUGCAUUGUCAAUCCUUGUUGAACUAUUAACCAUCAUUAAGUCUAUAGUUUGAAUACCGGCAAUGUACUGAAUGCUCCUUUAAAGCAAGAGAAAUUCAAAAGUUCAACUGUAUUUUGGAUCAUUUAAAAUAAGUGAUAAUUAUUAUUGAUAGAAUUAGUGAUAUUUGUAAGUAAUACCAUGAAGAAAAAAAAGGUAUAGAAAAAAAAAACUUUUUUUUGUCGGAAAUUUUAAACCUAAAAAUAAAUACAAUUGUUAUAAAGGUCACCUUCUUUCCUGAACUUGAUGUUAUGUGUACUAAAACAAUAGUUUCGAAGCUUAAACAAAAAAUCUUCUAAAAUGCCUUUCCUGCAGGUGUAAAGAUGCUAGUUAUUUUGGUUUUAAAGUUUUGUGGGAAAUUUUAAAUAUUCUCACUUUUUUUUUUUUGGGGGGGGGGGGGGGGGUAACUGUGCUGUUAAAAAUCAUUAUCUUUUAAUGCCAAACAAUGUGUAAUGGCUUGUUUGGGCUGUUUGACAUAAAUUCAUUGAAAAUUAACUACUUAAUUAAUUUUUUUAAUUUUAAAAAAUUGAAAAUUAGUUUCUUUCAGAUUAAUUUUUUGUGAGUUUUACCCAUAAGUGAAGCUUUGAAAGGGCUUAGAGAAAUUUUUACCUCAAAAAAAUGAUUACUUGAUUAUAUAAACUUAUUAAUAGAGUUGGCUUUUUAAAAAGCACAUGUCUGCUUUUAUUGUCCACUGUAAGGGUCAGCUAUUGGUAGCUUAAAAUCAAAUUUCUUUGCAAUCUAAAAAAAACAACAACUGUGUGUGAAAAUUUGAUUAGCCAAUACAAACCAGUAUAUUUCUAAUUGGUUGGCUUCCCAUUAAUGAAGAAAGUUUGUCCUUUGACUAAAUUUCAAAUUUAGUUGUGAAAACAAAAUAUUUAUUAAAAACAAAUAAUUUUAUCAAAGUUUUUGAAAGUUCAACUCUUUUCUCUUUCAGUUUGAUUACUUUAAUCAUUCAACAUUGAAUGCUUUGCAAAUAUUGAAAUUAUUUACAUUUAGUGUUGGGCAUAAAUAUGGUUCAUAUCUUAAUACAAUAAACUGCUACAAAGACAUCUAUUCUCAUUGCUGUCUCUACUAUCUAGAAUUGUAUUUACUGAUUGAAGUUCUGUAAUGGUAACACAAUGGUAACACAAUACAAAACCUUAUCCAUAUUUUGUUCCUAAGAGUUCACAUUAAUACGAUUGAUAUCCCAGUUGUAAAAUCAUGGUUUAAGAUUCAUUGAACCUAGGAUAGACAUUAUAACUUGUAUUGAACAUAUCAAGUGGCAUUAUUUAUACAACUUUGACACAUUAAGAAGUUAUGGUGACCUGUAUGCCCCAUUUGGUUCUGCAGCGUCAAAGAUGUAUCUAUUAUUUUGCUCAACUAAGAAUAAAAACUCUUCUUUAUCACCUGACGACCUAAGAACUCUGGCAGCAUUGAACUAAUGUGAAAUGAAAUAGCGACUAGGACUUUUUGCAGCUCAAGUCUGUUAUUAUGAGCUCAAUAAUCAUUGAUGUUUUUAAGUGUAUUAUUUCCACAAUAUGUGCAUACAUGAAUUGAAAUAGUCUUUUUCUAUAAGUUGGUCAUCGCAAGUAAAGUUUUCUGGGCUCAUAAACUAUCUGUCUGUCUGUUCUAUUUUCUUCUCCCACAUUUAAAUGUAAUUGAUGCAUUUUAAUUCAGUAUUAAAUGCAAUGACAUUUAUUUUAAGCAAUUAUUUCUCUGUAUAGAUUUGUACUGCAAAGCAGUUAGUAAAAUUGUACAUCACAAUUACAUUAUAUAUACAUACAUAAAUAAAUAUACAUAUAUAAAAUGCUUGCUGGGCUUAUUCUUAUUGGAUGAUAAUGGAGUUACCUGUAUUUUUAAAAACUGUUCAAUUAUUACAGUGUUCAUUGAUCAUUCUGUUGUACUCUAGAGAAUGUUAAGGUCUAUGAUGUCACUUUGCUGUUAAACAAUUCAGAAUUAUUUUAGAAGAAUUUUAUUACAUUUUUUUUUAUAUGAUUCAAGAAUUGUGUUUUAUUAGGAUUUACAGAUUGGAUAUUUUGUGAUAAUAAAAAUUUCUAUUAUCUUGAACUUAUCUUAAUGUAUCUGGUUGUUUUUUUACUUUCCAUCAGUUGGUCUCAUCCAGUGUGUUCUAGGCUGUACUUAUACUUUUUUUUUAUUACAGAACAUGCUAGAAAAAAAUGUUUAAUGAUUUAUCAGUAAAUUGUUCAAUUCUCAACAUUGAUAUAAAUUUAAAUUUGGCAGCUCAAAAUAAAAUGCCACCUUUAAGCUUUUUACUUUAAUGGGAAAUUUUUUAAAUUUUCUAAUUAUUUUUUUUUUAUAACCAUACCCAUGCUGUGAGUGUCGCAUCGCCUCGUCGCAACUUGACCCGAUUCAUUUGUAAACAUUGUAUACAUUCUUAGAUUUACGUUUGUGUUUACCCACCUAACUGAUGGCAGUGCUCUGGACAUCUGGCAUGUAAUGUUUUGAAAUAUUUCUAAAGUCUGUUUAACCAUUAUCUUUUUUUUUUUGAUGGAAGGGAUAUAACCAAAGUAAAUGUACUAAUGCCAGUAAUGACUUACUGCACUUGUUUCUUUUCUGUUUUUGUCUGUAGGCUGUUUACUAUCUGUGUUUAUUAGUUUUCUAACUACAAAAUGUUUUGAGUUCUGUGUGCUGUACAAAGUUCAUGAAUCAUUGUUUGGAUUAGUAAUGUUAUAGCAAACAUUUAUUUUGACAUGCAGUGUGGUUACAAAGGAGUUAUUCCAGCAUGUAGACAUUCAUUAUCUCCCCCUUUCAAUGUGACCCACAUUGUUCAUUACUUGUAAUUUCCAUGCUAUAGUUUCAUUGUUAUGUGCAUCUUUAACACAGUAGGUUCAUUUUAUUCCCAAAUAUAUAAUACUGUAGGUUCAUCAUUACUUGUAUUUUCCACACACUAGGAUCAUCAUUACUUGUAUUUUCCACACAUUAGGUUCAUCAUUACUUGUAUUUUCCACACACUAGGCUCAUCAUUACUUGUAUUUUCCACACACUAGGCUCAUCAUUACUUGUAUUUUUCACACACUAGGCUCAUCAUUACUUGUACUUUCCACACACUAGGCUCAUCAUUACUUGUAUUUUCCACACACUAGGCUCAUCAUUACUUGUAUUUUCCACACACUAGGUUCAUCAUUACUUGUAUUUUCCACACACUAGGCUCAUCAUUACUUGUAUUUUCCACACACUAGGCUCAUCAUUACUUGUAAAUAACAAUAAAUUAAUAAAAAGUUGUAAUGGC